GUUUACAUGUCUGGAGAUACGACAACUCAAAUGUAUCGUCAUUUGUGAGCUACUGAAUUGGUUUUCAACAGAGGUCAUAAGGUCAUCGUGGCUGACAGGAAAUCAGAAUGAAUGGGUGUCAAAGGGUCAGUGUGGGUUUUCAUUAGUGGAAGCAAAAGUCAGACUGAGGUCACACGCCCUAACCUUAACCUAACGACUGUGGUAUUGAUGAUUUAGAGAGUGAGUCUCCACACGUCACUCUCCAAACUGACAGUCAGCGCGCUGAGAUUGACUCUUUAUGUUGAACACACCAAUCUGCAGCUGCCGCCCAUCUUACUCAAACACACCUCUUAUCUCCCUAAUCCUCAAUUAUGCUCCCUUCACCUCCGUAAAUAUGUCUCACCUCACCCUCACUGCCCUCACACUCCCAUGCAUGCCUCACACUUGGCAUAAUUUUUCAGCUAUUCAUCCACUAUGGCAAUGUUUCCUAACCUGGCACAUAUUUAACCUCAUAAAAAUUCCACAGAACAGAACAAAAAAAAAAGUCAAAACAUAUAUAAAUGUGAUAAAAUAUAACGAUUGUCUAGUUUCAAUUUACAUACAUUGACAUUUACAUUGACUGACUUGUAUGCUCUCUCGACACACUAUAGGAAACAGAAGGAGUUCCAAACAUAAAAUACAGAGGGACACGUCCACCUUAUCUCUUGUUCUUUGGUUGUCUUCUUCUUGCUGCUCCAUCUUUGGGCAACAGUGACCCCGUGGUUUUCAGUGGUACUGCAUCCGUAAGCUCUUGAAAAAUCCAAAUACCAAAUUACACAACUAACCAACGCGGAUGUUUCAACACUAAAGUAAACAUGGAGUCAGUCACUCCCUGUUUACUGUAGUGUUGAUCAUAAACUAAAUGGUAACCAGGCAGGUUACACAGACACGGGCUGAGACGAGUCCAUGUGGGUCUGAUGUUUUCUACCAGUCAUCACAUUCUUCAACAAAUUCCUCUUUCCACCUCAUGUCAACUGUAAACUCUCUCUCUCUCUCCCUCUCUCUCUGGCUCUCCCCCUUCCUCACUCUCUCUCUCUUCCUAUCUGACAUUUCGCAACUGAAAUAAGUUGGAAUUGUUGUAACUAUUGUAACUACGAACCACCUUCUUCAUUCUCACCUCAACUCUCGUUCUUUCGCCUGUUGGUGCAGCGCGUGUGCGUGGAUCGUGCGUGGAUCGCAGACCUUAGUGUCUGAGCUCACAAGCACUAACUGCUGUCGCUGCUGCUGCUGUUGCUGGUGUUGCUGGUGUUGCCGGUGUUGCUGGUGUUGCCGCUGCCGCCUGCGCGGUGGCUGCUGUGUAACCUUCUUACCAGAACGGAACCCGGUGAGCCAGAACCGACACUGGAGCCGCGGUUUACUCUGGAUACGAACGCGUCCACGCGCAGAGACAGGAGUGUGGAAGGAGUUGCGCGUGAUGGUGAUGGAGAGAAGCCGCUGCUGUUGCUGUUGCUGCUGCUGCUGCUGCUGCUGCAGAUGUUCUUCACUGUGAGGACGAGGAAAAGCCCUCAGUGAGACACCAGGAGCCCGCGGUUCUGAUCCUCCAAUCUGAGCUGACCUGAGAACCUCUCAACAAAUCCUGAAUUUGGAUCCAGACUGAAGAAGAAGCGCUGAGAAGAAUCCAAGAAGUACCUGAAGAGGAGCAGUGGAGACCUGAAGAGGAGCUGAGAAACAUCUGUAGAAACAUCAGGAGCAGUGAUGGAGAAAAAACGGAUCCUGUUCUUCCAGAAGGUUUUCCUGGUAACGUCGUGAUGUCCAGAGAUGGAGGGUACCCUGCAGCCGCAUCAUCAAUGAUGAUGAUCUCCAGAGACAUUUUAUCUCUGAGUACUUCAGAGGACUACAGCUUUUGAAGUUCUGCUCUGUUUUUCCAUUCUCCGAAAUGUGUCGCUCUGUGAAAGUGUUUCACUUGGUCCUUCUGCCCUCUGCUGGUGAAGGAAGUGAAUAAACCCCCUCAGUCCUGCCUUAAUCAGUCACAGUUUGGGCCCAGGAUGAGGGGAUCAUCACGGUCUCUCCUCGGUGGCUUCAGCACCACCACAUCUACUAUGGAGAUCGGAGGACAGAUGUCAUGGUUGAGCAAAGACCCUCUGGAGCUGAACAAGACUCUAGGAGGAGGAGGUGGAGCAGCAGCAGCAGCAGCAGCAGCCAUGGAUUCAGGAGUGGAGAACUUCACCCAGGAGUCCCUCACUAGGACAGUGAUCAGGGAGAAGAACUGGCCAGCUCUCCUGAUCCUCAUCAUCAUCGCUCUGACAGUGGGCGGGAACAUCCUGGUGAUUCUGGCCGUGUCCCUGGAAAAGAAGCUCCAGAAUGCAACCAACUUCUUUUUGAGGUCAUUGGCUGUAGCCGACAUGUUGGUGGGAAUCCUGGUCAUGCCUGUCUCCCUCCUGAACAUCCUUUAUGACUAUGUCUGGCCUUUGCCCAGUGCUCUGUGUCCCAUCUGGAUCUACCUGGACGUCCUGUUCUCCACCGCCUCCAUCAUGCACCUGUGUGCCAUCUCUUUGGACCGAUACGUGGCCAUCAGGAACCCAAUAGAGCACAGUCGCUUCAACUCCAGAACCAAAGCCAUGAUAAAGAUAGCAGCAGUAUGGACCAUCUCUAUAGGUGUCUCCAUGCCCAUCCCUGUCAUCGGUCUCCACAAUCAGGACAAAGUCUUUGUCAACGGCAGCUGUGUCCUCAACGAGGAGCGCUUCAUGCUGAUUGGCUCCUUCGUGGCUUUCUUCAUCCCACUGGUCAUCAUGGUGGUGACCUACUGCCUUACCAUACAGGUCCUCCAGAGGCAGGCCACCGUCUUCCUGUGCGAGAACAAGACUUCCCAGCAACCUUUAGAAACACCAGCGCCCACGAACAAACUGCAGCCUCCAGCACGGACCUUCGACACGCUCACUCUGCCAAACUCACAGGAUCCAAAGCCUUUUCCUCCUCAGAGCAGAAGAAACACCCUGAGUUUUAUUAAAGGGGCCGAGCCCAGUGUCCUGCUAAGCCCCUCCCCCUCCGAUAGUAUCAGCAUCAUUCCCAGCUCGGAGGCAGCUUCUCAGCUCAGCUCACCUGUCACAGGAUCGAGCCGAGGAGAUUCUUCUGGGCACGGACGACGAGGGAUGAUGCAGGCCAUCAAGAACGAAAGGCGGGCCUCCAAGGUUCUGGGAAUCGUUUUCUUCCUCUUCCUCAUCAUGUGGUGUCCCUUCUUCAUCACCAACGUCACCUUCGUCUUGUGUCGUAGCUCCUGUGACGAGUCCCUCCUCAAUGACCUUCUCAACGUUUUCGUGUGGGUUGGUUACAUCUCCUCUGGAGUCAACCCUCUGGUCUACACCCUCUUCAAUAAGACCUACAGGAACGCCUUCUCCAGCUACAUCAGAUGUCAGUACAGGAUCGGAGCCAACGUGGGUCAGGCCUGUAGAACCCUCCUGGUUCCCCCACCAUGUCCUUCACAUGCUAUGACUCCUCUGCUGACAGAAGCUGGGCCAAACAGAAAAGGAGGCGUGGACAGAAACAGCAACUGUCCUAAUGGCAGCCAGGAGGGCAACGGGCGUUUGACCGUAGACCCUGAGGAGACCACAGACGAUGAGACCCAGACUGGAGUCGUGUCUCUGAGUUUCUCCGAGUGUCAAAACAUUGGGACUCUGUCAGAGACGGAGAUGGAGACGGAGGUUGAGCAGGACGUGUCCCUCAGCAGCUACAGAGAAGACACCAGCAGUGUGUGAUGUCGGAGCUGCCGCCAGGCCUGGAACCAUCUGCAAAACUGGAUUUUGGUUCAGUACAAGUUCUCAUAUCUGGAAAAAGCUGGAACUUUUACAACUUAAGAGGAAAACUAUUUUUUGUUGUUGUUUUUAUAGAACAGAUAUAAGCAGAGUUUCUGAGGUGGAACCUGCUCUUCCAUCGCUGAGUGUGGAUUCCCAGAGACUCAGGUCAGAUCCAUUAGUGUGGACCUGAUGACAUCACAGAGGAGGAGUGGCCUUUGUGGAACCUUCAAACCAAACCACUCGUACAACAGUCAGAAGAAAAACAUUUAGACAACGCUUCCCUGUGCUUCCUGAGGGAGAAGGUCGAAGGUCGAAGGUCUCACGUGAGGAUCUGUGGUCACUGCAGAACUCGGUGUCACUUGGUGGUCGCAUGAAAUGAAACACUUUUCCUCUUUUAGUCUGUUCAAAAUCAAGAAUGUUUUUUUUUUAAUUUGUAAACUUUUUAAAAUGUUCUUUUUUAAAGAAGUAACAAAAAUAACUGACAAAAAAAAAUAUUUUUGUCAUCAUCACACCCAAAACGUUACAACUUGUCAGUCGUGUUCAAUUAAAUAUGGCUUCACUUUGGGAAAGCAAAAAGAAAAGUCACCCUUUCAUAUUAAGAGCAGAACUGUUUUAGAAAAAAUAGUAAAACUCGCCGUAGCCACAGAUGAAAUCAUUAUGCAAAAAGAGGAUGUUAUAGAAAUCAAUGUAAUUUCCAUUUUUAAAGUUUCUCUAUUUUAUUUAAUAGAAAUAGUUUGUAUAUAGGGCAGGGUCGAAAAUAUAUUUGUUCAAAGGCUGCUUCAUCAAAGUGGCUGUGGAACUGGGUUCUUGAAUGUAAGAAAAUGUCUUCCAUUAUUUUAUGCUUUAAAUCUGGAUUUGUAUUAAAUGUUUGGACUGUCUUUUUUACUUUUUUUUUUUUAACAGAAAUCUCCAGCCGUUAGGACUUUUCUUCUCAGUGAUGUCAAACCUAAAAGCUAAACCUUUCAAAUCCAAAGAGGGAAAGUAGAACAAAUAAAUAAAAAAAAACAAAUAUCUAUGUUUC
Cynoglossus semilaevis (tongue sole) is the source of this 4770-nucleotide messenger RNA. RefSeq names its product 5-hydroxytryptamine (serotonin) receptor 2C, G protein-coupled-like 1 (gene htr2cl1). NCBI's taxonomy places the organism in Eukaryota, Metazoa, Chordata, Actinopteri, Pleuronectiformes, Cynoglossidae. Gene Ontology annotation, molecular function: G protein-coupled serotonin receptor activity; neurotransmitter receptor activity. Gene Ontology annotation, biological process: phospholipase C-activating serotonin receptor signaling pathway; chemical synaptic transmission; serotonin receptor signaling pathway. The record is from RefSeq and is a predicted model, not a curated record. The transcript has 7 exons. Gene Ontology annotation, cellular component: dendrite; plasma membrane. The coding region runs from base 2004 to 3710 and encodes 568 amino acids.